This is a messenger RNA of Cucurbita pepo subsp. pepo (vegetable marrow), 958 nucleotides long. Its product is annotated as protein LURP-one-related 17-like. The record is from RefSeq and is a predicted model, not a curated record. Lineage: Eukaryota; Viridiplantae; Streptophyta; Magnoliopsida; Cucurbitales; Cucurbitaceae.
GUCAUCGUUUUCAUGGAGAUCGAAGUUCCGUCCGAUUAUGGGUCUUGAGACUCUAUAAAUAUCUGCUUCCUCACCCGGCUAUAAUCCUCCAAUAAAUUCGAAAAGAAAUCAACCAUCAGCAACGCAAGGAAUCAAUUAAGGAUGCUCUUCUUCAAAUCUUCUUCCGGAGCAGUACACCAGGAAUCUCAGCCGCAGGAGGAGGUCAAGAGAUGUGGCGGAGGCGGAGACGGCGGCGCGUGUAUCUCACUGACCGUGUGGAGGAAGUCACUGCUACUCACUUGCAACGGAUUCACAGUCAUCGAUCGUAGCGGAAACAUCGUAUACCGAGUCGACAAUUACAUUGGACGCCCGGAGGAAGUGAUUCUAAUGGACGGCCUCGGCAAAUCCGUCCUCACAAUGUGCCGCUCCAAGAAACUCGGAAUAGCAGAGAACUGGUGCGUGUACGAAGGGGAAGUAGGAGGCAAAAUUAGGGCUAGAAAGAAUCCGAUAUGUCGAGUGAGGAAGAACAUGAACAUACUACAUGUCGCUCCGAAUUCGAAAGUGCUUGCGUACGUAUACGAUUACAGAAUCUCAGACAAAAAGUAUGCGUACAGUAUAGAAGGUUCGUACGGGCAGAGAUCGUGCAAGAUUUUGGACGCGUCGAGGAGAGUGGUGGCGGAGGUGAGGAGGAAGGAGCCGAUUAACGGCGGCGUAUGUUUUGGGGCGGAGGUUUUUCUUCUGCUGGUUCUUCCUGGUUUUGAUUCGGGAUUGGCUAUGGCUCUGGUUUUACUUUUGGAUCAGAUGUUCUCUUAGAAUUUGAUUCUUCUUCGUCGUGUUCAUCUCCAUCUGUGGUUGUACAUAUUUUGCAGAAGCUGCGUUUUCAUUUUGAAAGGGAUUUGUUUCCUUUUUGAGUAAGGAGUGUACAAUAUUGCUUUGUUGUAGGAAUAAUUGAAUUUCCUUUCGCCUAUUUCAUUUUCAA